AUGUCUGUUGUAGCAUUGAAGAACGCUGUAGUGCAACUAGUCUCCAACAAGAAGAAUGAUAACAACAACGCAUCCAUAACGUCAACAUCCAAUUCAUAUGGCGCUAUUCCUACAGAUUUAGAGAGGGGAACUCAUGUAAAUCUAAGGCAUGAUACUAGUGAUAUGAGCGGACAAACAGAGAAUACGUAUACUGAGGAGCAAGAUGAGGAGGAACAACAUGAGCACACUAAACUGUUUGGAUCAUUAGAUCCUAGGAUUAUAAGUGACUUGAUCAUUGGCCUGAGUGAUGGGUUGACUGUCCCCUUUGCGUUGACUGCUGGGUUGUCAUCAUUGGGUGAUUCCAAGUUGGUCAUCACAGGUGGUUUUGCAGAACUAAUUUCAGGGGCUAUAUCAAUGGGAUUAGGUGGUUAUCUGGGAGCUAAGAGUGAAUCCGAUUAUUAUCACGCUGAAGUUAAACAAGAACGUAAAAAGUUUUUCGAAAAUCAAACUUUAAUUAAUCACGAAGUUGAAGAUAUAUUGGUACAGAUAAAUCCAAACUUUUCUGAUGAGACUAUAAUAUCCUUUAUUAAAGAUUUCCAAUCUACACCUGAAAUGAUGUUAGACUUUAUUAUCAGAUACGGGAGAGGGUUAGAUGAACCUGCGGAAAAUAGACAAUUUAUAAGUGCCGUAACUAUUGGUGGUGGUUACCUUCUAGGUGGCUUUGUUCCAUUACUACCUUAUUUCUUCGUGGAGCACGUUCAGACAGGAUUAUUGUAUUCGAUAUUUCUUAUGGCAAUCACACUAUUUAUAUUCGGAUACUUUAAAGCUGAAAUAUCUAUGGGUGAUGUUUGCUCUACUCCGAAAAAGGUAGUGGAAGGUUGUGAAAUGAUGGCUGUCGGUGGGAUAGCUGCUGCAUCUGCAUGGUACUUCGUUAAACUUUUGGGUUAA
Molecule: messenger RNA, 927 nt
Organism: Naumovozyma castellii
Lineage: Eukaryota; Fungi; Ascomycota; Saccharomycetes; Saccharomycetales; Saccharomycetaceae
Product: VIT1/CCC1 transporter family protein
Exons: 1
Coding region: 1-927 (308 amino acids)
Source: RefSeq, a predicted model, not a curated record